Molecule: messenger RNA, 2172 nt
Organism: Carcharodon carcharias (great white shark)
Lineage: Eukaryota; Metazoa; Chordata; Chondrichthyes; Lamniformes; Lamnidae
Gene: smad7
Product: SMAD family member 7
Exons: 4
Coding region: 497-1825 (442 amino acids)
Biological process (GO): anatomical structure morphogenesis; cell differentiation; SMAD protein signal transduction
Cellular component (GO): heteromeric SMAD protein complex
Molecular function (GO): transcription regulator inhibitor activity; I-SMAD binding
Source: RefSeq, a predicted model, not a curated record
CCACCACCCCAUCUUUAUAAAUCGUGCUUUUGUUUAAAAAAAAAUCAAGUUAGUGAAAGGAAAGUGGCAAAGAAGAGACCAGACAAGCCCUCGCACGUACAAAUCUGGCCAAAGAGAGAGAGAGAGAGAAAAGGAAGAGAAAAGAUUAGAGACACUGCAUGUAUAUCUAUCACCGCCGAAAGGAAGAAGGGAAAACGGAGGAAGAAAGCGAUCUCUACAAUCGUCAGCACAGCCUUGCCGGCCGGAUUAAGGGUUUGGAUUAAACUGCCCAAAAAAAACGAAGAAAGGAACAAGAAGCGAACGCUUGGGUUACAUUUUUAUGGAUACAUAUUCUUGGUUACAUUUCUCCUACUUUAUGCCGGUGGGUUACAAUGCAUGAUUGUAUCUGUGGGGAGCUCUGACCCAUCCCCCUGUAUUUAAUUACAGUAUUGUUGAAACCAAUUUACCGGAUCUUAUAUUUUUUUUAAAAAAUUAAAAAAAAAUAAGGGGGUGGCGUAUGCUACAGAUUUGUGCGGCUGUUACUGUGUUGUUGCCAUCGAGAACAGGCUGGAUUCAUGUUUUGCGGAUAUGUUUUUGCUGUACCUGGCUGGGUUUUAGCAGAUUUCUCUCUGGCGGAUCUUCGUCUCGCAUGUUCAGGACGAAACGAUCGGGUCUGGUCCGGCGACUUUGGCGAAGCCGUGCGUUGGGAGAGGCAGACGGCCAGACGGAUAAGGAGGGCGAUGCAAGCCGAGGAGGAGGAGGAGGAGGCGGAGGGGGCGGCAGCAGCGGCGGCAGUGGUGGUGGCAGCGGCGGCGGCGGCGGUGGGGGAUGCUGCGGGGGGAAAGCAUCCAAAUCCACCGUCUCGGACCCCGAAUUAAAAACCCUCACGCACUCGCUGCUGAAGAAGCUGAAAGAGAAACAGUUGGAAUUAUUGUUGCAAUCGGUGGAGAGCAAAGGGGGAGCCCGCACCGGCUGCCUCCUCUUACCCAAGAUGAUUGAGCCCAAACUGAGCAAACAAACUUACUCCUUGCCGGUACUGAUCUGCAAAGUCUUCCGUUGGACUGACCUGAGGAACUCUUCGGAACUGAAAAGACUUUAUUGCUGUGAAUCGUACGGAACGAAUAAUCCGGAUUCCGUCUGUUGUAACCCGCACCACCUUAGCAGACUCUGUGAACUCGAGUCACCCCCGCCUCCGUAUUCUAGAUUUCCAAUGGACUCAUUCAAACAACCUGCAGAUUUACCAGACUCUGUGCCUCCCUCGACUGAAACUGGGGGAUCUCAUUAUAUGGCCCCUGGGGGGCUUUCAGAUUCCCGAAUAAGUCAGGAGCUGGGAAGUCGGUCGCACUGGUGUGUUGUUGCAUACUGGGAGGAGCGGACUCGAGUUGGGCGCCUGUACACUGUCCAAGAACCCUCCCUCGAUAUCUUCUAUGAUCUACCUCACGGGAACGGAUUCUGCCUAGGACAGUUAAACUCGGACAACAAGAGCCAGCUGGUGACCAAAGUCCGGAGCAAAAUUGGCUACGGCAUCCAGCUGAGCAAAGAGCCGGACGGGGUGUGGGUCUACAACCGCAGCAACUACCCAAUCUUCAUCAAGUCAGUCACACUGGACAACCCAGACUCCAGGACGUUACUGGUUCACAAAGUGUUCCCGGGCUAUUCCAUCAAGGCUUUCGACUAUGAGAAGUCUUAUACCUUGCAGAGACCCAACGACCACGAUUUCACACACGAGCCAUGGUCUGGAUUCAGCAUCCAAAUUAGUUUUGUAAAAGGCUGGGGCCAAUGCUACACGAGACAGUUCAUAACCAGCUGCCCUUGCUGGCUGGAGGUGUUCCUCAAUAACCGAUGAGAGUGGUUUAUUAAAGGACUCGGAUUCCGCAGAGACGCUUUCAAUGAAAAGUAAUGAGAUUUAAUAAAAGAAAAAGUGUAUUUUAUGUUAUAUAUAAAUAUAUUAUAUUACUUGUAAAUAUGAAGACGUUUUAUAGCAUUAUUUAUGUAUUGUGCAAUGUGUAAACCAGACAAAUAAAGAUGCACUUUGCUUAAUAUAAAUGCAAAUAAGAUGAAAAAACGCCAAAAUUUAAAUAACACAAAAUUGGUGUUCUUAUGGGUGCUGAAACCAAGAAGAAUGUGUUUUUUUAAAUAGAGGAGUUUAUGUUCAAGUGGAAAAAUAAAAUUGUACACCUGAUUUAAAAAAAA